GAGUCCCUGAAUUUGGACAGUCUAAAUCGGGGUUGCGGAACAAUAGUGCGUUCCUCACUCACUCCUCGAUCCUCAGGUCGCUCACAGUAAUUAGGAAGAUCCAAGAUGAGCUGGGCGUUCCUGACGAAGUUGCUGGAAGCUGUGACCCAGCAUUCUACCUUGGUGGGGAAACUGUGGUUGUCCGUGCUGGUUGUGUUUCGCCUAGUGCUGCUGGCGGUGGGUGGAGAGGCCAUUUACCGGGACGAGUUAAGUGGCUUCUCCUGUAAUACAGCGCAACCGGGUUGCCAAAAUGUUUGCUAUGACGCCUUCGCACCCCUCUCCCACGUUCGCUUCUGGGUGUUCCAGAUCAUCCUGGUCACUGCGCCCACCGUAUUCUACUUGGGCUAUGCGGUGCACCACCUGUCCCGGCGCCGGAGGAUCCAGAAGCAAGAAGAGGAAGAGGAGCCCAUGCUCAAAAAGAAGUCCGAGAAGUCCCAUGAUGAUGGAGCCCACGAUGGUCGCAAGAGGAUCCGCAGGGAUGGGCUCCUGGGGCCCUAUGUUGGGCAGUUACUGGUGCGGACUGCCUUGGAGGUGGCCUUCCUACUAGGCCAGUACCUGCUCUAUGGCCUGGAGGUGCCUCCCUCCUAUGUCUGCGUGCGUAAGCCUUGCCCCCACACCGUGGAUUGCUUUGUUUCUCGUCCCACGGAGAAGACCAUCUUCCUGCUGGUCAUGUAUGCAGUAAGUGGCCUCUGUCUCCUGCUCAACCUGAUCGAGUUGCUGCAUCUGGGUCUGGGAAGUUUGAAGAAGGAUAGAAGUCACAAUGCUCCACUUUCUCAUUCCAAGAAUUUCCCACUGGAGCAGAUGCAGAAACAGCUGCAUCUGGUCCAGGAGCACCUGGACAUGGCAUUGCAUAUGAGCACACCUUUGGUCACAGCGCCUACCUAUGCAGGCCAGUCUCCUUCCUACAACAUAUAUGCUCAGCAAAAUCUGCAUAAUCAAAGCGAAAAAGAGCCUCAUUUCUCCAAAACAGAUCAGUGA
Molecule: messenger RNA, 1017 nt
Organism: Sarcophilus harrisii (Tasmanian devil)
Lineage: Eukaryota; Metazoa; Chordata; Mammalia; Dasyuromorphia; Dasyuridae
Product: gap junction gamma-1 protein-like
Exons: 2
Coding region: 106-1017 (303 amino acids)
Biological process (GO): cell communication
Cellular component (GO): connexin complex
Source: RefSeq, a predicted model, not a curated record